CCGACAUGUAUAAAUAGACCUGUGAUGUCCGCAGGUCAGGACAUGGUUUGACUCUGAGCACUGUGCACCAAUUCAGAUUAAUCAGAACAAGAGUUGUGACAGAAUGGCUUUGACUAAUCCCAACCCAAUGGGACCAUGGAAGAUCACUGUGUACGACCAGGAGCACUUCCAGGGCAAGCGCAUGGAGUUCACCGCUUCAUGUCAGAACGCCAUGGAGUGUGGCUUCGACAACAUCCGUUCCCUGAAGGUCGAGUGUGGAGCCUGGGUGGGCUAUGAGCACUCCAGCUUCAACGGGCAGCAGUUCGUCCUGGAGAGGGGAGAGUACCCUCGCUGGGAGUCCUGGAGUGGCAGCAACGCCUACCACAUCGAGAGGAUGAUGUCCUUCCGCCCCAUCUGCUCUGCAAGCCACAAGGAGUCUAAGAUGGUGGUGUUCGAGAAGGAGAACUUCAUUGGCAAGCAGUGGGAGAUGAACGACGACUACCCCUCCCUCCAGGCCAUGGGCUGGGCCAACAAUGAGAUUGGGUCCAUGCAGGUGCAAAGUGGAGCCUGGGUGUGCUACCAGUUCCCAGGUUACCGUGGUUACCAGUACAUCAUGGAGUGUGACCGUCAUGGUGGAGAGUACAAACACUACAGGGAGUGGGGUUCCCAUGCUCAGACCUCCCAGCUGCAGUCACUGCGCAGAAUCCAGCAGUGA
This is a messenger RNA of Gadus chalcogrammus (walleye pollock), 694 nucleotides long. RefSeq names its product crystallin, beta A1a (gene cryba1a). The coding region runs from base 104 to 694 and encodes 196 amino acids. The transcript has 6 exons. Gene Ontology annotation, molecular function: structural constituent of eye lens. Lineage: Eukaryota; Metazoa; Chordata; Actinopteri; Gadiformes; Gadidae. Gene Ontology annotation, biological process: lens development in camera-type eye; visual perception. The record is from RefSeq and is a predicted model, not a curated record.